UGAGUGCGGAUUUAUAAUCUGAUGAACAGAGAGAGACCCAGCUAACACCCCACUCCUUCCGGCUCAAGGUCACAGCUCCAGGGCAGAGUGAAAGCACUUAACCUGGAGUUUGUAUCUAAAGAAGAAGAGCACAGUUCUGAAGACCAUUUCCUGCUUGUUGCAGAGUUGGGGAUCUCUCUUGCAACCCUGGAUCAUGGCCUGGCUGCUUCCCAGGGCUUGCUGCCUAAAAGUCUUCUGUCAGUCCUCUAGAGGACCCUUUUCUUCUGGAAUAGCUAGAGCUUGGAGCGGUGGGCCCCUGACUGCAUAUAUGCCGGAAGCUGUAGCGUUCGCUGGAUCAAGGGACCACCCAGGGCUGUACAAGGUGUCAGUGGAGCACGUAGAUGAAUUCUGGGGAGCUCUAGGGAGAAGCCGACUCAUGUGGAUUAAUCCUUUUCACUCUGUCAAAGACUGUAAUCUACAGCAGGGCUGGGUGUCCUGGUUCCUGGGAGGACAACUGAAUGUAGCAGUGAAUUGUCUGGAUCGACAUGUCCACACAGCCCCAAACAAAGUGGCCCUGAUCUGGGAGAAAGAUGAGCCUGGGAAAGAAGUCCGGGUUACAUACAGAGAACUGCUUGAGUUGACCUGCCGUCUGGGAAACACCUUGAAACGACAGGGAGUGAAAAGAGGUGACCGAGUCACCAUCUACAUGCCCCCAUGCCCUCUGGCUGUGGCAAGCAUGCUAGCCUGUGCCCGGAUAGGAGCCGUACACACUGUGGUAUUUGCCGGAUUCAGCUCCGAGGCUCUAGCUGACAGGAUCCGGGAUGCACAGUCAGAGACAGUGAUCACUGUGAACCAGGGGCUGAGGGGGGGCAAGGUUAUUGAGCUGAAGCAGACAGUGGACCAGGCCGUGCGUGCAUGCCCGCUGGUGAAGCGAGUUCUGGUUUCCAUGAGGACUGAGCAGAAGGUUCCCAUGUCAGAACUGCAUGUGCCGCUGGAGGAGGAAAUGAUGAAAGAAGAUGUAUGCUGUGAGCCUGCUGUCAUGGAGAGUGAAGACUUGCUGUUCCUUCUCUACACAUCAGGCAGUACUGGCAAACCCAAGGGGCUGGUCCACUCCCAGGCAGGAUACUUGCUCUAUACUGCCAUCACACACAAGUAUGUGUUUGAUUACCACGAUGGGGACAUCUUUGGCUGCGUGGCAGACAUCGGUUGGAUCACAGGGCACAGUUAUGUGGUGUAUGGCCCUCUGUGCAACGGAGGUACCACUGUCCUUUUUGAGAGCACUCCAGUGUACCCCAAUCCUGGGCGUUACUGGGAAACAGUGGAGAGGUUACGAAUUAAUCAGUUCUAUGGAGCACCCACAGCAAUUCGCUUGCUGCUGAGAUAUGGGGACGAGUGGGUAAAGAGAUACGACAGAUCUUCCCUCAAGACCCUUGGAUCAGUGGGAGAACCCAUCAACACAGAAGCAUGGGAGUGGUACUUCAACGUGGUUGGCGAUGCACGGUGCCCAGUAGUUGACACAUGGUGGCAAACUGAAACAGGAGGCAUCUGUAUCUCUCCCCGUCCAUCCAGCCCCGGAGAUGAGAUUCUUCCAGGCAUGGCCAUGAGACCAUUCUUUGGGAUCAGCCCUGCCCUCCUGGAUGACAAGGGAAACAUCCUAACACAGAACAAUGUCUCUGGAGCCCUCUGCAUCUCUCAGGCCUGGCCAGGAAUGGCACGGACCAUUUACAAUGACCACAAGAGAUUUCUGGAAACCUACUUGAUGCCUUACCCAGGAUUUUUCUUCACGGGAGAUGGAGCCUAUCGUACCAGCCAAGGAUAUUACCAGCUGACAGGACGUCUGGAUGAUGUCAUCAAUGUUAGCGGGCACAGGCUAGGCACUGCAGAGCUGGAAGAUAUUGUGAAUCAGCACAGAGCGGUGGCAGAGUCAGCCGUGAUCGGCUUCCCUCAUGAGAUCAAAGGAGAAGGAGCGUAUGUGUUCAUUGUGCUGAAGAAGGGGACUGAUGUCUCUCAGGAGAGGCUGAGCAAUGAACUUAAGGAGCUAGUCUCAAAGAAGAUUGCAAAAUAUGCAAGUCCUGAAUAUGUUCAGGUCACAAAGCGGCUACCCAAGACCCGUUCAGGUAAGAUUAUGCGCCGUGUCCUGAAGAAGAUUGUAGAGGACAAGGCAGAUGAGCUUGGGGACCUGACCACCUUAGAUGACCACGAGGCCGUGGAGGAGAUCAUCGAGGGGCACAAGCGCCUCCUGCAGGAGGAGCAGGGCCAGUAACCCAAGUGCAGUCAGAGACUCUCUGCUCCCCUUUUCUUCACCCCUCCCACCCCCAUCUAAUUUGGGACCUAGCCUAGAAAAAGCCAAUCAACAGGCACCAGUAAUUCAGUUGAGAUCAGACCUUUAUUUUUCACACCAGCACUGAAGACCUUGGACCUCCAAAGCAGACCGUUCCUCUGAGAAGUGACCGUGUCUGGGGGCAGUAAGAGUGAGGGUGAGGCAGGCAGAGGGGGUGAGGAAGGGUGCCCUGCUUCCUCCCUGGGAAGCGGAAGGUAGAAGGCCCUAGUGAAAAGCCACCAUACCCCUCCCCGCAUCUGGAUAAUGAGGAAGGAGGCAGAGGGCAGAGGUUGGCUAAUCCCAGAUUGGAGGCCUCUCUUCAGGAUGGCUCCCAGCUCCAGCAUGUCCAUGUAGAACACUAAGCGCCCAUGUUUUUCCUGCUGCUGCUCCAAACCCACUGCCACAGCACUGUGUCUGUGUGGGGAAGCGGUGUCCAUGCAGGACAGGGUCAGCUUUAGGGAAAAUGGCACCCUGGCUGAAUCUGUAUUUUGGCACCCUUUGAGUUUGAGAACAGUAGCAUGGGGCGCAGGGAUCAGGUGCCUGCCAGGCUGCAUAGGGAGAAGUUUGAGCCCAGGGUCUCCCUUCACCAUACACCCCGAUCACCUAGCAGGAGGAGAGUGGUGCACAGCUACUGCCUGUGCCCACAGGAAAGGGGGACCCAGGGGCUGCCCACUGGCUCUGCAGGGGUGAGCCCUGCUGCCUGCACCUCCCAGAAAGGCUGGCAGCUCGGGGCAGCACUGCCCACACCUGCCCGGCUGGCCAGAGGCUCCAGCCCAGCUUCCACUCACCUGUGCUCUGGUAGCCCAGGCCCACUAGCUUGUGGCACUCGCACAUCGCGUCCUCCCCCACCCCAAUGCCCUAGGCAGUUGCCCACUUAGCCCACCCGUAAGGCCAGCCCUAGUGCAGGAUGACAGGAGGAAGCAGCUGCUGUCUGCCACCAGCUCAGGCUGCUUGAUGAAUGCUGCCACACAUACCCCAUGCUAACAGGCCCUGGAUUUUAAUGCAAAAUGCUUCUAGUGAGGUUCAGCCUGGGGUAAAAUGACACGAACUCCAUGGACUAAUCUACCAUGUGCUGAGCACGGCCCUGAACAGAAUGAGGAGACAUGGGCCCUGUCCAUCCCAGCAGAUCCCAGCCUCACGUUCAGAUGAUAGUGGUCCCUGUGGAGACCAUGGUCCUUUCUGAGCUAGCAUCACACUGCAGUCAAGUACAGGCACCACUGGCCCUGCCUUUGCACAGCAC
Terrapene triunguis (Three-toed box turtle) is the source of this 3539-nucleotide messenger RNA. RefSeq names its product acetyl-coenzyme A synthetase 2-like, mitochondrial. NCBI's taxonomy places the organism in Eukaryota, Metazoa, Chordata, Testudines, Emydidae. Gene Ontology annotation, molecular function: AMP binding; acetyl-CoA synthetase activity. The transcript has 14 exons. Gene Ontology annotation, cellular component: mitochondrion. Bases 194 to 2242 code for a protein of 682 amino acids. The record is from RefSeq and is a predicted model, not a curated record.